Molecule: messenger RNA, 5505 nt
Organism: Salmo salar (Atlantic salmon)
Lineage: Eukaryota; Metazoa; Chordata; Actinopteri; Salmoniformes; Salmonidae
Gene: l2hgdh
Product: L-2-hydroxyglutarate dehydrogenase
Molecular function (GO): (S)-2-hydroxyglutarate dehydrogenase activity
Source: RefSeq, a predicted model, not a curated record
UCAAAGGGGCAGAGCUCCGUGUCAGCGAGGAGUUUGAUUAUGACUGCCUCGUAACAAGAGAAGCCUUGUGGACAACUGCUGUUUAAUAAAAACACAUUCACACAAUAUGUGUGCACGGCCAUUGAUGUUACUGUCAAAGCUGGUAUAGGUUACUAUUCAAUCUCUGUCGAAAUGAUACGGACACUAAACAGCGCGUCGUUUGCUGUUUUAUUUGCAACCGUGCCAAAGUCCACGAUAUGCAGAACAGCUAGAAUACACAGUACGUGUGAUGUGGCUGUGGUGGGUGGAGGCAUCGUGGGCCUGGCCUCAGCCAGAGAGCUCAUCCUCAGACACCCCACGCUUAGCUUCAUUCUGCUGGAGAAGGAGAAGGACCUGGCCGUCCACCAAAGCGGCCACAACAGUGGUGUGAUCCACAGUGGGAUUUACUAUACCCCUGGUUCUCUGAAGGCCCGUCUCUGUGGCAAAGGGGCCACUAUGGCCUACGAAUACCUGGACAAGAAAGGACUCCCCUAUAAGAGGUGUGGAAAGCUGAUCGUCGCUGUGGAGCGAGAGGAGAUUCCCAGGCUCAAAGCGCUGUACGAGCGAGGACAGAAGAACAACGUGCGUGACCUCACCAUGAUAGACGCCAAGGGGAUCCGAGAGAGAGAGCCCUACUGCAGGGGUCUGAUGGCCCUGGACUCUCCCUACACUGGCAUCGUGGACUGGAGGCUGGUGUCACUCGCAUACGCCAAAGACUUCCAGGAGGCUGGAGGGACCGUGGUUACUGAAUAUGAGGCUAGUGACAUGGCCAUGGUGAAGGAAAGCCCCGCUGGUAACACUGAUGGAAUAAAAUAUCCCAUCGCUAUCAGAGACUCAAAGGGUAAGGAGGUACGGUGUCGGUAUGUGCUGACCUGUGGUGGUCUGUACUCUGACCGCCUCUCUCAGAUCUCUGGCUGCAGUCCAGACCCUCGCAUUGUCCCCUUCAGAGGAGAUUACCUAGUCCUGAAGCCUGAGAAACACUAUCUGGUCCGGGGAAACAUCUACCCUGUUCCUGACCCUAAGUUCCCCUUCCUGGGGGUCCACUUCACCCCGCGGAUGGACGGCAGUGUUUGGCUGGGUCCCAACGCCGUCCUGGCCUUUAAACGAGAGGGAUACAAGCUGUACGACUUCGAUGCCCGGGACUUUGUAGAUGCACUCUCUUUCAGAGGUCUGCAGAAGCUGGUGAUGAAUAACCUAGUGUAUGGUGUUGGAGAGAUGUACAGAGGGGUGUUCAUCGGAGCUCAGGUCAACAUCUUAAAGAAGUUCAUCCCAGAACUCUCUCUAAACGACGUGCUCAGGGGUCCAGCAGGGGUGAGGGCCCAGGCUCUGGACCGCGAUGGGAACCUGGUAGAUGACUUUGUGUUUGACGUUGGUGUCGGUGAUGUGGGCAGCAGGGUCCUCCAUGUACGCAACGCUCCGUCGCCCGCCGCCACCUCUUCCCUGGCCAUAGCAGAGAUGGUGGCAGACGAGGUGGAGAGACGUUUCAGCCUCUAAAAACUCUAGAGGCGCUCUUCAGAUGCAUACCCAAAUGGCAUCCUAUUCCCUACUUUUGAGUUCUUUUUUUACUUCUAUGCACAACUUUUGACCAGAGCCCACAGGGAAUAGGGUGGCAUUUGGGACGUACCUACACUUCCCCUACCAACACUUCCCCAACAACAUUGAUCCAUCUGAUCCAGCUGCAGGUCACCUAGUGAUAUAGUGAAGCAGUGAUGAUGCUAGGAUGCUAAUCUCGGGUCAGUUCUGCAUUAUCCCCAAUGGUUAGUUUGGAGUGGGCGAGUGUAAACUGAUCCUGGAUCUGCGCCAAGAAACUUCACCAGGAAAUGAUCCAUCCAAUCUGCUGUUACUGCUGCUCACUGGUCCAGUGUCCACCUGCGUCAGCAGAGGAAGGUUGUAAAAUCCGGUAACUUUCCAAAAAUUCCCAGGUUUUCCAGAAAUCCAGGUUGGAGGAUUACAGGAUUAUCUGCUUAGUCCCUCCUAAUUGCAGGAAUAUUCCAACAGGGAUUUCUGGAAAACUCGGUAGGUUUGUAAAUGUUACUGGAAUUUGCAACCCUACAGCAGAUUGGUCAGGCUAGAAUGGAGUACACUGAGCAGCAUGUCAGACCAAUACGAGAAAUCACUGUCAGACCAAUACGCAGCGGGUUCCACAUCAUUUUAUUAAGUUUGAUGCACACGGAAAAAACAAUAAAGUAGAACGACAGGAGACAGUUUCACAGGCUAUAACUAUACGUAGCAGUGCGAAAUAAAACAACCCACAAAAACCAGGUGACAAACACACUCCUAAUAUAUGACUCCCAAUCAGGAACAACGAUAACCAGCUGUCCCUGAUCGGGAGCCACACAGACCAACAUAGAAACAGAAAUACCAGAAAAACACAUACAACACAGUACUUCUGCCACGUCCUGACCAAAAAUACUAAACAACUACUCCCUCUGCUGGUCAGGACGUGACACAUGUACUGAAUGGAAUACACUGAGCAGCAUGUACUGAAUGGAGUACACUGAGCAGCAUGUACUGAAUGGAGUAUGUAAAGUGCAUUCGGAAAAUAUUCUGACUCCUUGAUUUUCUUUUUCUCCACAUUUUGUUACGUUACAACCUUAUUUCCCUCAAUCUACACACAAUACCUUUUAUAAUGACAAAACGAAAACAGGUUUUUUGAAAUGUUUGCUAAUUUAUUAAAAAUAAAAAGGCACAGAUCCUGGUAAGUGUACCAAAACAUUUCUGCAGCAAUGAACUCCACCAAUCAGGUAGUGGCCAGACGAAAGCACCUCUUCAGUAAAAGGCACAUGACAGCCAGCUUGGAGUUUGUCAAAAGGCACUUUAAGGACUCUCAGACCAUGAGAAACAAGAUUAUCUGGUCUGAUGAAACCAAGAUUGAACUCUUUGGCCUGAAUGCCAAGCGUCACGACUGGAGGAAACCUGGCACCAUCCCUACGGUGAAGCAUGGUGGUGGCAGCAUCAUGCUGUGAGGUUGUUUUUCAACGGAAGGGAGUGGGACACUAGUCAGGAUUGAGGGGAAAGAUGAACGGAGCCAAAUACAGAGAGAUACUUGAUGAAAACCAGCUCCAGAGCGCUCAGGGCCUCAGACUGCUUUGUAAUUCUGGGGUAUUGUGUGUAGAUUGAUUGGGGGGGGCUAUUUUAAUCAAUUUUAGAAUAAGGCUGUAACAUAACAAAAUGUGGAAAAGUCGGGUGGGUCUGAAUGCGCUGUAGGUGGAAGACUAGAGGGUAAUUGUGAUCUAUAGAAUCCCUUAAGCAAAGGGCCUAGACUAGGGUUGAAUAUUUUCCCAGUAUUUUAAAUCUGCCAUCCAGAGAAUAAAUCACUUUUUUCUCCGUGGUAACCCGGUAUUUCCCAUCAAAACCGGUAGUGUCAUUCAAAAGCAUUAGAAAGCAAUAUAAAGCAUUAUAAAUAGGCCCAUGUCUGGAUUUGAUUAGAGCUUGGAUAGAAAAUUAAAGCCUGGGGCCUCCUGAGUGGCGCAGCGGUCUAAGGUACUGCAUCGCAGUGCUUGAGGCGUCACUACAGACCCGGGUUCGAUCCCAGGUUGACACAACCGGCCGCUACCAGGAGUCCCAUAGGGCGGCGCACAAUUGGCCCGGUGUCGUCCGGGGUAGGGUAGGCUUUGGAAGGGGGGGCUUCACUUGGCUCAUCGCGAUCUAGCGACUCCUUGUGGUGGGCCAGGUGCCCGCAGGCUGACUUCAGUUGUCAGUUCAAUGGUGUUUCCUCUGACACAUUGGUGCAGCUGGCUUCCUGGUUAAGCGGGCGGGUGUUAAGAAGCGCAGCUUGGCGAGUCAUGUUUCAGAGGACUCGUGACUCGACCUUCACCUCUCCCAGCCUCGUUGGAGAGUUGCAGCGAUGAGACAAGAUCGCAAUUGGAUAUCACGAAAUUGAGGAGAAAAGGGGGUAAAAUACAACACAAAAUAACAAAAAUAUUUUUAAAAUUCAAGCCUGAUGCUACCUGAGCCUGAUGGGCCCUACAUUAGACAUUUAAUGAACCCUACAUUUAAGACAUUUUAAUGAGCCCAAUAAUUGUGCCCAAAUAAUUGUGCUGUUUUCCAAUAGAUAUGACAUAUAGGCUACUGCACAUUACGCACGACAGAAAAACAUAAAUUCCCAUAGAUGGAGCUAUAGAUGUAGCUAGCUAUAUGCUCUCUUGGGUAAAUAAAUAAAACUAUCUGCAGUAGGCUAAUCUGUUUUGAGUGUGAACUGUAUUACUGUACUGUAUUAUACUAUAUUAUAUGGACUAGAAUUACGUACAUCUUUCGAACCAUGAUAAAGCAGGGAGAGAGAACAUACGAUGCGGCCUACAAGGUUACAAGUACAGGCUAGCGAAUUUGAUUUUAAUUUUGAAAUAUAAUAUUGCCUAUUUGUAUAAUUAGUAGGCUGACGCAUAUGUAGCUUUAAUAUUUCCCCUAAUGUUAUUAGCCUACGUCCUCUCUCUAUUGUUGCUUAUUCCUUAACUCGCUUUCAACAGUUUAAAUGAAAUGUUUCGUGUCCUAAAUCCAUUCUAAAUGACAUCGUUGAAUAAUAUAGGACUAGAAUUAGAUGCAGACGGCUUUCACUUCUCUUCACGAAGAUUGAAUGGUUAUGGGUCUGAAUAAAUACCUGCUGUAGCCUACCUCCAUCACUCUUUCAAACGAUGAGGCUGAUAGAUCUACAUGCAUUGUGAACUGCGUUCCGCACUGAGCAGGGCUGUCUGCAUGAUGAAUCAUCAACGUGCAGGGUGGGGGCAGAGGCCGUGGAGAAGACAGAUUUAGACAUCGCAUAUAAUUUAACAGUUCCAUUUCACCGCAUGCUGUUCAUAUAAAUCAUGUAUUAUAAUUUAUCCCGCGGGGAAAUGAGUGGUUUUGGCCAGUAAAUCUCAGUAACCGGGUUCCCACCGUUCAACCCAUGUCCAUGCUACCGAGGACCAGUUUUCCAGACAAGAUUAAACCUAAUCUUGGACUAAAAAGCAAAUGAAAUGGAGAAUCUCCGUAGAAAUAGCUUUAUACCGACGCUUAACGUUUGAAAUGUAGUUGGUUGCACAGAUGAUGCCAAUAAAUCACCAGAAUGUUCUAAAUGAAAGUCUUGCUCCACUGUGGUCCUGUAUGCUCAUGUGAUCCCUCAUUGCUUUUGGUUUUGGAUAAUGAAUAUGUACAGUAGUGCUAAACAUAUCUUGGUGUUCACCACCACUUCUGCAUUUUCAUAUUUAACGCAUUGAUUUAUGAUGAUUUAAAACCAUUUGUUUUAUCAUAAACUGAAUAUAUUUAUCAAAGUUUUGCGGUAAGAAUACUGCCAUUUUUUCAUUUUGCCGCAGUCACAUUUUUUGACAGUGAUUGUUUUUGAAAAACGGUUUAAUUUUGUUAGCCUGUUUACUGAGAUGAUAUGAAACGGUUUAAUUGAUUUGUCUACGAUUUGUAAUUCUCUCAUUUUGAGAUUUGUGAUGUGUACAACUCCAGAGACAAACGUUUAUUACAGAAAUUCAAUCUAUUUUAAAUAAAUGACUUUUCACAUUA